Molecule: messenger RNA, 997 nt
Organism: Actinia tenebrosa (Australian red waratah sea anemone)
Lineage: Eukaryota; Metazoa; Cnidaria; Anthozoa; Actiniaria; Actiniidae
Product: Golgi-associated plant pathogenesis-related protein 1-like
Source: RefSeq, a predicted model, not a curated record
CAAAGUAUUUCGAAGGUUUCUGACGAAUUUCUAAAGAAAAUUUGCAAAUUUCAAAGAUAGCAUUUACUGAACUAAAGCAACGCGAUGAAUUUUUGGACCAGAUUGGUUCUGGUAAUGGCUAUUUUAGGUCAUUAUAAGGUUACUGUGUUAAGCAAGGCAAAAGAAGGGUGUGGCGACACGUGUCAGAAAGAAUGCCUUAGUGUACACAACGAAUACCGAGCAAAUUAUGGAGCACAACGACUCGAGCUGGACGGCAGAUUAGCCGCACAAGCUCAAGAGAAGAUCGAUAGAGGCGUCCUUGCUCAUUCCCAGUCUAUAAAAUCCAAAGGAGGAGAGUCAAUAGCCUGGGGAUCACUCUUCCCGACAUUCACAUCGGCCAUUAAAAGCUGGCAUGACGAAAAAGUGAAUUUUGAUUUCGAAGAUCCGAAACCCUUGAGUGAAGGCAAAGUUGUCAGAAACUUCCUUCAGAUUGUGUGGAAGGGGACUCGUAAGAUUGGGUGUGCCCGAGGACCUCUGUACGGGAAGCCUUGGUAUGUGGUACAUUAUGACAUUGCACCAUCGCAAGGCGAUGCUGCUGCCAUCAGGGAAAACGUUGGCAAACCGAAAGAGGAUGACAUGGGAUGGUUUAGGGACAGUUCUCCAUUUGCUCAGGACUUCGAAAACCCUCGACAAGUCUAAAGACCUACCAAACUGGCCCAAACCCGAUAAGCAUUAUGUUAUAAACGUAAAACCUUGCAGUCAUCAAGAUCAGCAUUCCUGCACAAAGAAACUUUCCUAUAAUUCUCUCGAAAAUGAAGGAAAUGCAAGAAAUAGUAAAAACAUCAAAUAUUUUUAACACUGAAAAAGUCCGUGGUCACGGAUCAAUGAAACGUCUAUAAAAAUGUUUCAAAAAUUUUAAGUCAGAGACAAUUAUUUCAAGUAAUAUUAUGAACCCUGACUACAACUAUAGUAGUUUUAACAUUUUCAUUGCAUAAAAAUUUCAAUUAUUUUUCAUUUA